Messenger RNA from Bicyclus anynana (squinting bush brown), 4115 nucleotides. Its product is annotated as zinc finger protein 675. Gene Ontology annotation, cellular component: nucleus. Gene Ontology annotation, biological process: regulation of transcription by RNA polymerase II. The record is from RefSeq and is a predicted model, not a curated record. Lineage: Eukaryota; Metazoa; Arthropoda; Insecta; Lepidoptera; Nymphalidae. Bases 174 to 1919 code for a protein of 581 amino acids. The transcript is spliced from 13 exons. Gene Ontology annotation, molecular function: DNA-binding transcription factor activity, RNA polymerase II-specific; RNA polymerase II cis-regulatory region sequence-specific DNA binding.
UAAUAACUAAUCUGUGUUUACUUUCUUGCAAGAGUUUUGCUUUCUUUCCUUCACGUUUCCUUGAUCCUUCCAUUCCAUGCAAAAUCCACUGAGAAUAAUUAGUUAAGUGACACCAUUACAAUUGUGGGAAUUGUGCCAUAGAAAACAAAUGUAAGACGUGGUAUUAAUUAAAUAUGGGAACAACAGAAGCAACACACUAUUGUAUGGGAUGUUUAUCUCAUAGAGACGAUAAACACACUGAGUCCUAUAAUAUUCAAAGCGAGGCUUUGAAAGCUGUGCUUCAGGUAAACAAUGUUAUGUUAUGUAACAUUUGUACGAAAUUUGUGCUCAAGAGUGAAAAGUUCAUACAGAAUGUGCAAAGAAAUCAAAAAUAUUUGGAAAACUUCAAAAACCUUACAGAUUCAACAAGAUUUGUCACUAAAGAGUUGGUCAGUCUGUCAGUUGUAUCUUUGUAUUCAUUUUAUCUGACUGGUGACAAUGAUGACUUGGAGUCGCCCAUUGUUACUGGACUGAGUUCACAAACCAAUGAGGUUGCAGUUAAAUUUGAACCCAAAGUGGAGUUGUCUUUAGAAUAUUUGGGCCAAGAAUUCUUGGAUGAACAUGAUUAUCAAGAAUCUCCUAUCAAAGAAGAGAAACAUGUAUUGGAAAAUUGUAAAGAAGAAAACAGACAAAAUCUUGACAAUAACAGCUUAAAACAACAGAAGGUAAAGACGGAAAAAACUAAAAAUAAAACCAUAUCAACAAAUGAGAAAAUACUACGAGUCAAAGUAAAAAAAGAAAAACUCAAGGAAAGGCAAAAACCACAGGAAGAUCCAAACAUACAAAUGUUUAAGAUAACUUUGGAACAAUGUAUGAAACGUAGAGCAAAAAUUCGAGAGGACCCCAAAUAUAAGAACUUGUAUUACAAAUGCGAGGACUGUAUCAAAGGGUUUAAUUUCAAAGAAACUUAUGACAAACAUAUGGAGGCACACAGCAAGGAAAAAGGAGAAUUUGUGUGUGAAAUAUGCAAGUGCAGAAAGGACACUUUACAAAAAAUGUUGGCGCACAAGCGAUGCCAUCACAUACGCUACCGGUGCCGCAAGUGUGGGCUGACCCGGGGCAAUCGGAAACUCGUCAUUGAGCACUACACCACCACCCAUAUGAACGACGCCUGCAAGUACAAGUGUCCACACUGCAGCAAAGUGUUCAACCGAGCACGUAACCUAACGAAGCACUUAGCUGUACAUGAAAUUGACAAAAGGGUACAGUGCAAAUAUUGUUCGAAGACUUUCGUAUCUAAUGCUGUUUUGAAGUCACAUAUUAUACUAAAACAUCCAACAACUGAAGCGUCUGGUCAAAGGGUAAAACAUUACGUAUGCAAAGAGUGCGGCGCCGGUUUCGUCACACCUUGUCUGCUCAAGACUCACAUGAUCAAGCAUUCCGACAAAAGGGACUUCUACUGCGUGGAAUGCGAUAAAGCUUUCAAAUCAAACAGCGCGUUGAAAGGUCAUCUCACGCGUGCAGCCGCGCACGUCAACUAUUCUGAUCGAAAAUUACAAUGUGAACACUGCGAGAAGAGGUUUGAAUCGCCCUCAGAAUUGGAUCGACACAUGUACAUUCAUCUCGACAGCCGGCCGUAUCCUUGUGAUAAGUGCGAGAAGGGGUACAGUACCUCGUGGGCCCUAACCCGCCACAAGCAGUACACUCACGAAGGUUAUAAGGAUACCUUGAAGUACCCCUGUUCUGUGUGCCACAAAAUAUUUGCGUUGAAUUCAACGCGCAAAACGCAUAUGCGCAUUCACACAGGCGAAAGGCCGUACGUUUGUUCUACGUGUGGAGCGACCUUUGCCCAGUCCGGUGCGCUCGCCACACACAACAAGUUGGUGCAUCUGCGCCUCACGAGGGACGGCAAGCCCAAGAAACAAGCCGCUAGCUCCUAGACUAUGUGCGGUGAUUCACAAGAAACAGGCCGCUAGCUCCUAGACUAUGUACGGUGAUUCACAAGAAACGGGCCGCUAGCUCCUAGACUAUGGGCGGUGAUUUACAAGAAACAGACCGCAUGAUUCACAAGAAACAGGCCGCUAGCUCCUAGACUAUGUACGGUGAUUCACAAGAAACAGGCCGCUAGCUCCUAGACUAUGUACGGUGAUUCACAAGAAACAGGCCGCUAGCUCCUAGACUAUGUACGGUGAUUCACAAGAAACAGGCCGCUAGCUCCUACACUAUGUGUGACGGUGCACAAGAAACAUCUCGCCUGCAACAAGAGUCUUCACUAAGUGCGGUGAAGCACAAGAAACAGGCCGCUAGCUCCUAGACUAUGUACGGUGAUUCACAAAAAAUAGGCCGUAAGCUCCCACACUAUGGAAUAUGCUGCGAUCAUUCUCUAUCUAUAAAUACGCCACUGGCUCCAAGAAUGUAAUAUACUAGCUGAUGCCGAAUAUAAGAAUAUAAUAUACGGUUUCACCCGCGUGGUUCCCGUUCCCGUGGGAAUACCGGGAUAAUAUAUAGCCUAUAGCCUUUCUCAAUAAAUGGGCUAUCUAACACUGAAAGAAUUUUUCAAAUCGGACCAGUAGUUCCUGAGAUUAGCGCGUUCAAUCAAACAAACAAACAAACUCUUCAGCUUUAUUAUAUUAGUAUAGAUGCGGCGAUGUUUCAAAGUUACUUUUAUUUGUUUUUGUUAAGAAAAUCAAACAGCUGUACAUUUUAAGUAAUAUUAAACUUAUCUAGACAUUGACAUUAAGCCAGUAAAGUUUUCACAGUUAUAUACAAUAAAUUACAUACAACAAUCGGGUAGAUAUACUCAGGAAAUUAGUUUUAAAACGUCUACGUUUUAUGAGAUAGUGAUAAUUCAAGUCAAAAACUUAAAAUUAAAGUUUGGUUCGAGAAGGGUCCACAACAAAUUCCACAUAAUUUUUUUGAAGACCUACUCAAUGACAUCCCACACUGGGUUAGACAAAAAAAACGUAAUCCCUACUUUACAUAUAGGGGAGGUACCCUAAAAAAUAUAUUUUUCUGUAUUUUAUUUUAAGACUUACGGCGUACCUUAUUUUUCUUAUUUUUACAUACUCUUACAUAUGUAAUUUUCUUGUACCAGUCCCUCAGUUAAACCUCGGACUGACAGAUGGGCGAGAAAUUAAAGGGGUUCCUAGUUGACUAUGGCACCGUACAAUUUUAAAAACACCAACUUGUCUUUUUAUUACAUUUUCCAUGAAAGUUUUGUCAUUUAAUUGUUUACUUAACGGUUCGAAGUUAAUUCUUUUGUUAGUGACAGGAAAAAAAAAUGUUAAUCAUUAUUAAUAAUUUUUACAUGAUUCAACGCGUUUCGGAGAGAAAAUAGCAAUUGUGACGAAGUUUUUGUAAUUAAUGUACUAAUAACUUACAUUUUUGGAAUCUUUAUUAAUAUGAACAUGUUUUUAAGUUAGAUGUACAACUUUGCCUAGUACACUUUUUUUCACUGUGACCGUUAAAAGUACAUACUUACGAAAAAAAACGUUUAUCAUAAAAAAGUUUAAAUAACUUACUUUGUAGUAGAAAAAUAUAAACUUUCACUAGUUGAAACAAUUGUUCAAAUAUAAUUCGUCAUCAACCCAUAUUCGGCUCACUGCUGAGCUCGAGUCUCCUCUCAGAAUGAGAGGGGUUAGGCCAAUAGUCUACCACGCUGGCCCAAUGCGAAUUGGUAGACUUCACACACGCAGAGAAUUAAGAUAAUUCUCUGGUAUGCAGGUUUCCUCACGAUGUUUUCCUUCACCGAUUGAGACACAUGAUAUUUAAUUUCUUAAAAUGCACACAACUGAAAAGUUGGAGGUGCAUGCCCCAGACCGGAUUCGAACCCACACCCUCCAGAAUCGGAGGCAGAGGUCAUAUCCACUGGGCUAUCACGGCUCUCAAAUAUAAUUAACAAGUCUAAAUUCAACGCUAAAGUAUUUUUUCAGCAUAUCAUUAUAUAGAAAAAAAUCAAUACAACUUGAAAACCGUAAUCUUUCUGCUAACCUAUUAUACUUCGUUAUUAUAGUGGGCCAUGAUGUCAGCUCGACGACUUACAGAGUAUUAUAAGUCGUACUAUUUACUGGACAUUUAUUUAUAAGUUAUAUUAACCUACAGUUAUUUAAUAUUUAAUUAAUAAAUGUGCUAUUGAA